UGGGACUUUUACCAAGAUCGCGCAACAAUUUUGAAUGAUGGAGAGUUGGUGUCAUUGUCUGGCACUUUGGUUCCACCAGGUCACACAUGGCCUUACAUGGAGGCCAAGCUUGUCCUCCGUCGCGCAAAGGGUUCAUUUAUGCCAAAACAAGAGUUGAAGCCAAGCGCCUACGUUCCAUACGGCCCAGUUGACCCACAACUCUGGACCUACUACACACUCGAGUCAUCCACCAUUGAGUGCUUUGGAGGUGAGAUCGAUGGAAUGACCAUCGAACUAUCUGAACAUAUGGACAUGCCCAUGCAAGUUGGCAUUGGUGCCAGCGGAAAGAACGUUGUCAAUGGAUUGUCGUCAUGGUACAACUUCAAGUUCAUGAAGAAUGGUCAGGUCGUCUACACUUCGGACCAGGUCGUCGAUAUCAACGUGGACAUUGACUGCUCAGAUUGUGAAUAUGACCGCUACCACGCCAAGGCUGCUGCAGCUCAAUCAAUCUGGAUCAAUGCCGAAGACUUGACUCCAUUCGGUGGCUACAACUCCUGGGACUUCAUUGACAACAGGGGUGAGGUUUCACUCAACCCAGACUACUCAAUCACUGUCUCUGGCAUCUUUGGAUCAACUACCAACGACACAAUCCCCAUCAUGAACUGCAACUUUGAGUUCAUCCCAGACAUUCAAACAUUCCGUUCAAUGAAGUUGGAGUUGGCCGAGCAGGUCUACUUCCCCACUGGCCCAGUUGAUGUUGGCACCUGGUUCUACUACCGUGUCAACCCAGCCAAGUCCAGCUGCAUCAUGUACAAUGGAUACUUGGUGACAAUCGUCGAUGACAAGAACAUGCCAGCUCAAGUUGGCUAUGGUGCCAAUGGUAAGAACCAGAACUUUGGUCUCUCAGUUUGGAUGAAUGUUAUGGAUAUCAACAUUGACAUGGAGUGCAUCAACAUCCCACCUCCCACCAUCCCACCAACUCAACCACCCACAGCUCCACCAACUACUCCACCAACUCAGCCACCCACAGCUCCACCAACAGCUCCACCAACUCAGCCACCAACUCAGCCACCAA
Molecule: messenger RNA, 1054 nt
Organism: Acytostelium subglobosum LB1
Lineage: Eukaryota; Evosea; Eumycetozoa; Acytosteliales; Acytosteliaceae
Exons: 2
Source: RefSeq, a predicted model, not a curated record